Messenger RNA from Cuscuta epithymum, 4073 nucleotides. Lineage: Eukaryota; Viridiplantae; Streptophyta; Magnoliopsida; Solanales; Convolvulaceae. The record is from the annotation of a GenBank genome assembly.
UUUCCAAGAAAGAGAAUUAGUCUAUUCUCAACAUUUCACAGUGGAUUGCAACUAACAGGUAGAAUUGUGCUCCAUAGAAACUUAAAAAUAACCUGAUACAUACUACACAAUGUGUAAAAAAAAUGUGUAUUCGCACACAUUAAUUGAAGCUUUAAGAAGUAUGUCCUUCAGAAGAAGAACUGUCGUUUCAUUCAUCGUCCCACUUAGCUGGUUCAUCUUGUUGACGUUUUCUGAAUCUAGAACCGCCCCAGAUGAAGGGGUCAUGUGAGUACUGAGUACCUUGUUUGGGAUUUCGAAGAACAACCACUUUCAUGAGAAUGGAUGCAUUACGACAAAUUGCCACUACAAUGGGUGCAAAAAACUGGACUUUCGACCUUGAUCCUUGCGAAAGUACAAUAGUCGGGGUGGUAACACCACAGCCGAAUUGGUCUGAUAAUAGUGUUGACUGCAACUGCACAAUUGGAAAUGAUUCAUUAUGCCAUAUUCAGAAAAUUGCAAUAAAGGGUUUCAGUCUUCAUGGAGUUCUCCCUCAUGAACUGGUAAAACUUCCCUACAUACAACAAGUAGAUUUUGCAUACAAUUGUCUCACCGGUACAAUACCAGUAGAAUGGGGAUCAGUAACAUUGAAGUCCAUCUCUGUUCUUGUAAACCGGUUGUCAGGAGACAUACCAAAAGUUUUAGGAAAUAUUACCACCCUCACGUACUUGAAUCUUGAAGGAAACCGAUUUUCAGGAAUGAUUCCUUCUGAACUCGGGAAACUUAUAAGCCUGCAAAAUCUGAUAUUAUCCUCCAACCUUUUGACGGGAAAGUUACCAGAAACGUUUUCUGGACUUACAAACUUAACAGAUUUUAGGAUAAAUGACAACAGCUUGAGCGGGCCUAUUCCAGAUUAUGUACAGAACUGGCGACAACUUGCAAAAUUAGAGUUACAUGCGACUGGACUUGAGGGGCCGGUUCCAGGAAACAUAUCUGUUCUAAACAAAUUAACUGACCUGAGAAUAAGUGAUAUCAAUGGACCUUCUCAGGGAUUUCCUCUACUUAAUGAUAUGGGUGGCUUAGUAAUACUUGUGUUGAGGAAUUGCAACAUUUCUGGGGAAGUUCCUGCAUAUAUUUGGAACUCGAGAACACUGCAAACAUUGGAUCUCAGUUUUAACAAGCUAGUUGGAGAAAUUCCGAAAAGUAUUAGCGUAAGAAGUAUGCUAAAAUUCGUAUUUUUGACUGGGAACUCUCUCAGCGGAUAUGUGACUGAGUCAAUUUUGAAGGACGGAAUAAAUCUUGAUCUUUCCUACAACAAUCUGACUCGGCAAGGUCCUGAUCAGCCAGCCUGCCAACAGAACAUGAAUCUAUACGUAAACUUGUACAAGAGCUCUUCAACAGGAAGUUCCAUACAGAGAGUUCUUCCAUGUACGAAUGGUUUCAGCUGUCCUAAAUAUGGUUGUUCCUUUCAUGUAAAUGCGGGAGGUAAUUAUGUAACUACCCAUGCGAGAAAUGAAGAUGUCAGUUAUGAAGGGGAUGCAGGAGUUGAAGGUGGUUCAGCAAAAUAUUUCAGUAGUAGCAACGAAAACUGGGGAUUCAGUAGCACAGGCGAUUUCAUGGAUGAUUCUAAUGAUCAAAAUACACGUUUCAUUGAGACUGUACAAUUAAAUGGUCUUCCUGAGUUGUACAAGAAUGCUCGUGUCUCUCCUCUUUCUCUCACUUAUUUCCGUUAUUGCUUGGAGAAUGGGAGCUACGAUGUUGCCCUCCACUUCGCGGAGAUCAUUUUUACAAACAAUGACACAUAUUACAAUCUUGGGAGGCGUGUUUUUGACAUAUAUAUCCAGGAUAACUUAGUUUGGAAGAGCUUCAACAUUGCAGAUGAGGCUAAAGGAGCUCUAAAGCCUGUCGUCAAGCAUUUUAAUGUUAGUGUAACUGAUAAUAUCUUGGAGAUUAGGCUUUAUUGGGCCGGAAAAGGGACCACUCGCAUUCCUCUUAGAGGACAUUAUGGCUCUCUCAUAUCAGCUAUUUCAGUUGAUCCAAAUUUCAAAACUUGUGAAGAUGAAGAUGGGGAUAAAAAGAUAGCUAUUGUUCCUUUUAUUGUUGGACUGGUGGCUGGGUUCAUUGUCUUGAUCAUUAUUGGUUUGCUCUGCUGGUGGAAAGGCUCUUUGUUAUACCGAAAUGGGAAAAAUAAAGAUCCGGAAGGGGUAGAGUUGCAAAUGGUAGCAUAUACUUUAAAACAGAUUAAAGCCGCUACAAAUAACUUCGAUGAUGCAAAGAAGCUUGGAGAAGGUGGCUUUGGUCCUGUGUACAAGGGUCAAUUAGGUGAUGGUACCUUAAUUGCAGUGAAGCAAUUAUCCUCCAAAUCAAAGCAGGGGAACCGAGAGUUUUUGAAUGAGAUUGGCAUGAUAUCUUGCUCGCAACAUCCCAAUCUGGUUAAGCUUUACGGAUGUUGUAUUGAAGGAGAUCAACUACUCGUUGUCUAUGAGUACAUGGAUAACAAUAGCCUUGCUAGUGCAUUGUUCGGUUCUGCGAUGCUGUUAGAUUGGCCAACAAGGUUCAAAAUCUGUUUAGGGAUUGCUAGGGGUCUUGCCUUUCUUCACGAGGAAUCAAGCCUUAAAAUUGUUCAUAGAGAUAUUAAAGCUACCAAUGUGCUGCUUGACCGAGACCUCAACCCUAAAAUUUCAGACUUUGGACUAGCUAGGCUUAAUGAAGAUGAGAAAACACAUAUCAGUACGAGAAUUGCUGGAACAAUAGGAUAUAUGGCACCAGAAUAUGCAUUAUGGGGUUAUUUGACGUACAAGGUAGAUGUGUACAGCUUUGGGGUUGUGCUACUGGAAAUAGUCAGUGGCAAGAACAACAAUACUUUCAUGCCCAGCCACAAUUGCAUAUGUCUUCUGGAUUGGGUAUUCUCUUCAAGUCUUCAACAACACCCCACUCACAUGUUAUAUCCAGUUGAGCAAAUAGACAAGAGUCAAUUGUGUUUUUAGUCCUUAUACAAUUUGUGCAAAAGUCAUCCUUUGUUUUAGUCCUUUGGUGCUAAGGUUGUUAUUCUGCGGGCUGUGGCAACAACCGGUAAAACAACAACCGAGGAGGCGAGGACUAAAGUGGCGUUCGGUUCAACUUUUUCUUCUUAUUACUUAUCCUCAUUGCGUUCAAAUUAGGCUAGAGCAAAAAUUCAGAACAAAUGUUAUAUUUUGUAUGAAGUUGGAUAAGAUUGGAAACGUCUGAAAUUCAAAUAAAACCCAAUUUGAAAGAUCCCUAGACAAAACAUUCAGAUCAGAACCACAGGUUAAAUUUCAAGAUAUGUAGUUCAGAUCAUAUUUGUAGGAAAAGAUAAAGGUCCUAAAACCCACUAAAGGGUACAACUACUGAGGAGUUUUGCAAAAGUUAAAUGGGGGAUGGGCGGGGUUGCAUAAGUGAGGGAGUAAAAUAAUAAAUUACCCCUGUGUAAACACAGGACAGAAAAAUAAACUAAUGCCAUGCAUUGCAUUCUUGAUUAUGUAACAGGCUUGUCAUUUACAACUGAGCGGGAACCUUGAAGAGCUCAUUGAUCCGAGGUUAGGAGAGUGUAUCAACAAAGAUGAAGCAGAAAUAAUAGUGAAAGUAGCACUGACAUGCACCAGUGCGACCCCGUCGUUGAGGCCUGCAAUGUCAGAGGUUGUGGGAAUGCUGGAGGGGAAGUUUGCCGUUCCGCAUGAAAUCCCGGAGGCAGCUACAUACGCCGAUGAUUUGAGGUUUAAGGCAAUGAAAGACUAUCACAAGGAAAAACUCAUACAUAACUCCAACGCCACACUAAUAGGUUCUUCACCCACUUCCGCUACUAAGUCGGCAUCCAGCUAACAAUGCUCACGGUUUAAAGUGUCUAUCUCAGUGGCAUAAAAAUUUUGCACAGUUGUUUGUCGUGGUUUAACAAGUACCCCAAAUCCUCUGUCGUGCGUUUUAACAGUGAAAAUCACGUGUUUUAAAUGUUAUGAUGUGAUGAUUGCGCCUAAAAACAGUUUUAAUAAAUUAAAUUAUCAAAUUUGUUGCUUCAUCAAGAUGUUCUAUACCUGAUUAAUUAAUUAUGAUUGUGGGAGUUUGACGCUUUUUAAAUCAUA